Messenger RNA from Guillardia theta CCMP2712, 870 nucleotides. RefSeq lists its product as hypothetical. Bases 1 to 870 code for a protein of 289 amino acids. NCBI's taxonomy places the organism in Eukaryota, Cryptophyceae, Pyrenomonadales, Geminigeraceae. The record is from RefSeq and is a predicted model, not a curated record. The transcript is spliced from 3 exons.
AUGGAAUUCAAAGAGGAGGACAUUGCAGAUGUCUGGAAUGAACCCCCACGCUACGCCAUAAUAACAGGAGCGAACACAGGGAUAGGGUAUGAGAUGUCGCGGAUCCUUGCAGCAAAAGGUUGGCAUGUGAUACUUGCCUGCAGAAACAGGCAGAGAGGGAUUUCUGCUGUGAAUGAUAUCAUCUCAGACGUUGGGAGUCACGCUAGGAUUGAAUUCAUGGAGCUGGACUUGUCAAGCCUAGACUCAGUUUGCAAUUUUGUGAGAAGAUAUUCCAUGAAACUGAGGCCGCUCAAUCUUCUCAUCAACAAUGCUGGCAUCAUGCUGGCCCCUCAUGCACUGACGGUGGACGGGAUCGAACAGACAUUUCAAGUGAACUUCGUUGGCCCAUACCUUCUUACUUCACUGUUGCUUCCGAAAAUACGUGGCUCCGCUUCAGCAGAUUUUCCAUCAAGAGUUGUCAAUGUUGGUUCUGUAGCACACAGAUGGGCGCCCAAGCAGGGGGUCAUCUUGAACAUGACGACAAUCAAUGAUCCAUCCAACUAUCAAAGAUGGGGAUGGUACGGUCAUAGCAAGUUGGCUCUCAUGCUGUACACAAGAAAAUUAUGCCGCGAUCUCAUGUAUGAGAAUGUUUACGUUAAUUGCGUUCAUCCAGGAGUGAUCAGAUCUGACUUGUUUCGGCAUGAAGGUAGUCCAUGUCUGACAUUCGAGAGUCUCAGAGACUCACGCGUUGCAGGCGAAUACUUUCCUCCUUUCUUCGGGGCUGCAGGGAAGCUGAUCAAUUUUUUUGCAAUCCCUUUCUACCGUUCCAAAGCAAGCGGAGCCCUCACCCCGCUCUUUGCUGCAACAUCGCCGUUGGUCACGCAAGUAUGA